AACUACCUCAGUGGUGCCUAGCGGAACUGAGGGCUGUAAAAAUAAAGAUACUUAGUAAAUGAAAAAAAAAAAUGUCCCUAUCUACUGCGGCACCUGGGGUUGGUCCACUAAGAAAGUGCAUACGAAGAGAAAACUGAUUUCUUCACAGAGACGGGCACUGUUACUAAUUACUAAAUCUUUCCGUACUGUUAGCAAUCGGUGUCUCCAGGUGCUCGCUAGAAGACCACCGAUAGACUUGGAAAUCGCUCAAAAAGAAAAGUAUCAGCAAAUUAAAUGGGGCAGCACCAUUAACAUCUCUAACGACACUAUUCACCAUGAGGACAUAGAAUGGACCUUCCCAUUCAAUGAAACUCUUUUUCCAAUCGGACAGAUAACCAACACUAAGAUGGACAAUGACGACACCAGUAUUAACAUCUAUACUGACGGAUCAAGAAUAAAUAACUCAGUUGGCUGUGGUCUUGUAAUAUAUGAGAACACUACUGAACUCUCAUACCAGACUUACCGCCUUGAUGAUAAAUGCACGGUGUUCCAGGCAGAACUCUUUGCCAUUUGGAAAGCCGUCGAGCACAUUAAUAGGAACUACGAUAAUAUCACUGCCACCAUCCAUACCGAUUCCCUUUCGGCCUACAGGCUCAUUAAUAGCCCAAAAUUACACCCGCUGGCUGAAUACAUCAGGAAUGCGCUGCGGAUGUCUUCGUGCAAAAUCCAAAUUACAUGGGUCAGAGCCCAUCAGGGGGUGGUUGGCAAUGAGAGGGCCGACUCUCUUGCCAAAACUGCCACUACAAUGGAUAAGAACCAGAUAGCCUACAGGAAAAUAAGCCAACGAACCCUUCGCAGCAUGCUUUGGUCUGACACUGUACAACACUGGCAAUCCGACUGGGAUCAAAUCAUGCAGCAUGUCACCCAUAACUUUAUCCCUGACUUACAGCAGUACCUUGCUAUAAGGUGGUACACCCCUGACUUCUAUGUCAAUCAAAUUUUAACCGGACAUGGGAAAUUUGCUAAUUACCUUGCGAGGUUUGCAAAUGGCAACACUGAUGUAUGCCCCGUGUGCAACGUCAGGGAUGGUCCAGAACACUACCUGUACAACUGCAUAAUUUUUGAAAGAGAAAGAUUCGAGUUUAGUCUUCUACUAGACCACUUCAACAUACCCUGGCCGUGUAAGCAUCCCGACAUCUGGUUAAACAAAGAAAUCUACAAAGCCUUCAAAAACUUUGCCAAAAGGAUCUACAGUGUAAACUAUAACACCAUCCACAGCUAA
Messenger RNA from Centruroides sculpturatus (bark scorpion), 1261 nucleotides. RefSeq lists its product as uncharacterized. NCBI's taxonomy places the organism in Eukaryota, Metazoa, Arthropoda, Arachnida, Scorpiones, Buthidae. Gene Ontology annotation, molecular function: RNA-DNA hybrid ribonuclease activity; nucleic acid binding. Gene Ontology annotation, biological process: DNA replication, removal of RNA primer. The coding region runs from base 59 to 1261 and encodes 400 amino acids. The record is from RefSeq and is a predicted model, not a curated record. The transcript has a single exon.